GACGACAGCUUCCCGAAUGGUAGUACCAUUGCAACCGCUGUGAUGCCCACGCACAACCAAACUGAUACACGUACUUGAACGUUUAUGCUCAUUAGUUCUCACUUCUGCUGUUUAUCUUGCCUUCGCUUGCACAGUCCAAUCCGUCGCGGUGACGUUCGCCAAUUAGUUCUCAUCAUCCUUGGAAAUUAUACAAGAUGAGCAAAUCGCUUACAGAGCUAGAUCUAACUAACGCACACUUGCCGGACUUGACGUCGGUGGAAAUCGAGCCGACAUUGACGGCAAUUGACCUAACAGCGAAUCGCCUCCAGACCCUUGACCCGCGCAUCCUUGAGCUUCAAGGGCUGCGCACGAUCAACUUCCGUCAAAACCUCCUAGCAAACGUCUCAGCAUGGAGCACAUGCAAGUGCAAAGGAGCUCUGGAGGACUUGGAGUUCCGGGAUAACCACCUGUCGACGAUCCCCAACCUUGAGGGCUUCACGGUGCUGCGGCGACUGGACUGCUCGUACAACCAGAUCCGCAACCUGCUGCCGCUGGCCUCCCUGCCCGCCGCCUCCCUGGAGGAGCUCUACGUCGCCUCCAACAAGGUAACCGCCAUCGCCGCGCUGUCGCACCUCACCGCCCUCACGCUGCUGGAGCUGGGCUCCAACCGCAUCCGCACCGUGGAGGGGCUGGAGCAGCUGACAGGUCUGCGGGAGUUGUGGUUGGGUCGCAACCGCAUCACCCAGAUCGGCGGCCUGGCCACACUGACCAACCUGCGCAGGAUAUCGCUGCAGAGCAACCGCCUCACCUCCAUGUCAGGCCUAGAAGCCUGCACCGCCCUGGAGGAGCUCUACCUGAGCCACAACGGCAUCUCCCUUCUCGAGGGCCUUGCACCGCUGACACGACUCAAAAUCCUGGAUGUCUCGUCCAACCGACUCAACGGUCUGGAUCCCAACGACCUGGCCACGCUGACUCAGCUGGAGGACCUCUGGCUCAACGACAACCGGAUCAAGGCGAUUGAUGCGGCGCUGGACAAGGCAUUGGGUCCAGUACGACAAACCCUGACGUGCAUCUACCUUGAGGGGAACCCGGCGGCCCAGGAUCCGCAGUACAAGCGCAAGCUGCUCAACAUGCUGCCCAAGCUCAAGCAGCUGGACGCCAACUUCUUGUAGUGAUGAGGGGAGGAGCGACCCAUGGGACUGCAGCACUGUACCCGCCACUGCACGGGGCUGCGCUUCCUUGGUCUUCCUGUAAGCCUCCUUUAAGGAAAGGGGCCUUCCUCGCUGGACUCAUCCCUCGGCCCUCGCUCAACGUCCCCUCAGCGCAUAAACCCAACUCCUAAACUUGGUAUCAUAGCGCCUACCGGGCUCUGGGCGCUGCGCUGUGCUUUUCCUUAUGUACCGUAUCACUGAUGAGGCGGUCAGGCGGCUAUGCUGGCGGCGCAUGGCAGCAGCAGUGGCGGCAGUAUCGGUAGCAGCCGUGGCUACAUAGCGGUGUCUGGGCUUGCGAUCUCUCAGCUAGCAUGGAUGGCGAAAUGCAGCGGUUACGUUGAUGGUGACGAUGGUGGUGAUAGCUGGUGUUUUGGCUGUACGGAGGCGCAUGAGGGUGCUGGCAUUGGGGGUUGGCGUGAAGGCUGUGUUGCAGGCAUGCCCGUGUUGGGAGUUUAUUACCGUUUUGGGAAUGGCGGUGCAGAUGGAAUUGCAUGCGAGUUGACUCCUGGACUCCUAGAGGCCCCUGGAUUGUUGGUGAAGAUUGCCACAGUUGUCUUGUUGCGAGCACGCCUGAGGAGGGAAAGGGGGCAAACAUGGGAGGAGGGGAUUGGUCUGACUGGUGAAGUAGUGUUAGUAAGAGGUUCUGGGUGGCGUCUUGGGCCCCUGGGAGCUCCAUUUCAUUUUUUAAUGACCCAAGACGCCCCUUACAAGCAAAAGGGAAAGCAUGGACGGCUUGCUGGCACCGCCUUUGUUGUUUUUGUGCCAAGGAUAAUAAUCACGUUGGCUGACUGAUUGACUGCUGCUUGCAGAGCACAGCUAGGGACGUUCCUGCUCCUGCUCUCUGCAGCUAGGGCUGUGGGUGUUAUGGGUUUGCUUAGGGGUCGUUCGGCCAUUGUCCUGUCCUUCACAACAUCCAGAAUGCCUGGAAAAUGGCACUGACAGCUUACGACAGGUUUGGCAUUCGGCUUUGGUAUAAAACUGUCUCAAGGGGCUGCUUUUGUGUGCCAGCUGCCCUAUACGGGGUUUAACAUCCCUCUGUCUGAACAUCAUUCAUGCCUAAGCACAGUCCUGGUGGCUGGGUGGGAUGCCAUCCAAAAGGUAUUGGUUGUGUGGCAGCGGGAGUAGGAAUACAGGAGGAAAGGAAUUUCGGAGGCUUGUUCCAUACUAGGGUGCUGCAUAAGUUGGGUGUGAAAGGCAGUCGGCCUCCGUAUUGUCCAGGCCGUUAGGCAUUAUUGUUACUGUCUAACGCGAUUAGGUUACAUACAGUCCCUGGUUGGUGGGUAUCUUCAGGACUGGUGCUGCUGAACCGGCGUGCCUUUCAGCCGCAGGCGCAAUGGUUGUUUGCUAAACAGUGGAUACGACCCAUGGAGUCUUUGACCUAGUGCUAGUUAGUGGCAAGUGAGGACGACGGUGACGAUGACCCCCUUGCCCCAACAAUGGUUACAGG
Messenger RNA from Astrephomene gubernaculifera, 2637 nucleotides. The record is from the annotation of a GenBank genome assembly. Lineage: Eukaryota; Viridiplantae; Chlorophyta; Chlorophyceae; Chlamydomonadales; Astrephomenaceae.